Messenger RNA from Penicillium taxi, 621 nucleotides. Its product is annotated as adenine phosphoribosyltransferase APT1. Gene Ontology annotation, cellular component: cytoplasm. The coding region runs from base 1 to 621 and encodes 206 amino acids. The record is from RefSeq and is a predicted model, not a curated record. Lineage: Eukaryota; Fungi; Ascomycota; Eurotiomycetes; Eurotiales; Aspergillaceae. Gene Ontology annotation, molecular function: adenine binding; adenine phosphoribosyltransferase activity; AMP binding. Gene Ontology annotation, biological process: adenine salvage; AMP salvage. The transcript has 2 exons.
AUGUCCCAAUCCACUGUUCCUCAUGCCUCCGCUCAAGCGUCCGGCCUCACCUCCUCCGAUGCCACCAGCGCCGCCGAACUCGCCAGUCUUAAGGUAAAGCUGCGCGCUGCCCUGCGUCAAUUCCCAGACUUCCCCUCCCCAGGAAUUUUGUUUGAGGAUAUCCUCCCUAUCUUUGCCGAUCCCACUCUUCAUGAGGCUCUCAUCCGUUCCCUGGAGCUCCAUGUUCGCGCCAACUACGGUGACAAGAAGCCCGAUGUCAUCGUUGGUCUUGAGGCCCGUGGCUUCCUGAUGGGUCCCAGUCUGGCUCUGCGCCUUGGUGCCGGCUUCGUCCCUGUGCGCAAGCAGGGCAAGCUCCCUGGUCCUUGCGAGACCCAGGGCUACGAGAAGGAGUAUGGCCAGGACUUCUUCCAGAUGCAAUCCGAUGCCAUCAAGCCUGGCCAGAAGGUUCUUGUUAUCGACGACAUCAUUGCCACUGGUGGCUCUGCUUUUGCUGCCGGCCAAAUGAUCAAGAAGCUGGGUGGUGAACCUAUCGGCUUCGUCUUCCUCCUCGAGCUCGCAUUCCUUCAUGGACGUGACAAGCUCCCCGCUCCCGUCCACACCCUCCUUACUGGCCAGGAGUAA